GGAUUGGAGCCGGAGAGUCUCAGGCACUUGUCUCCUCAGUGGAUGUCUCUCGGCCCCGCCGCUCCCCCGCGCCGCGGGACGGGGAGACCCGCCCAGCAAACACACUCAGGAGCAUGGAGGAGAUCUCCAGGGAAAGGGAGCUAAAGAAAGAAGAGCUACAGACCCAGUCUCCUCAUCUGUGCAAUGGGGGCAUUGCUCCUACCUAAUGGGGGUUGUGAUGAGGACUGAGUGGAAUAAAGCAGGUGAAGUACUCAGCACACAGGCCAAGAAAUUGGAGCAUGGCUAUGAGCAACGGAAACAAUGAUUUUGUGGUUCUGAGCAAUGGCAGCAUCACAACCAGUGCUACCAGUCCUGGUCCCCUCACCCCCUGUGAUGGAGACCUUGCAGCCCAGCAGCUCACACCCAAAGAAGCACCAAGAACAAAAGUGAGUCCAAAUGGAUGCCUGCAAGUUAAUGGCACAGUUAAAUCAUCCUUUCUGCCUUUAGACGACCAAAGAACACCUCAGAGGUUGUCCCAGUGCUGCCAUCCUUGCCCAUACCAUCACCCUUUGACUGGCCAUGACAGUCACCAAGAGUGCCAUCCCGAGGCUGGCCCUGCAGCACCUCCCGCUUUGGCCUCGUGUUGCAUGCAGCCACACUCAGAGUACUCUGCAUCUCUCUGUCCAAACCAUUCGCCUGUUUAUCAGACUGCGUGCUGUCUCCAGCCCUCUCCAUCCUUCUGCCUGCAUCAUCCGUGGCCUGACCAUUUUCAGCAUCAGCCAGUGCAGCAGCACAUAGCCAGCAUAAGACCAUCCAGACCUUUCAAGUUACCAAAAAGUUACGCGGCCCUGAUAGCAGACUGGCCCGUGGUCGUCUUGGGCAUGUGCACUGUGUUCAUCGUGGUCUGUGCCUUGGUUGGCGUAUUAGUGCCAGAGCUUCCUGACUUCUCUGACCCAUUGCUGGGUUUUGAACCAAGAGGGACUGCAAUAGGCCAGAGGCUGGUCACAUGGAAUAACAUGGUGAAAAAUACAGGAUACAAAGCAACAUUAGCAAAUUACCCCUUUAAAUAUGCAGAUGAACAAGCCAAAAGCCAUCGGGAUGAUAGAUGGUCAGACGAUCAUUAUGAAAGAGAGAAAAGAGAAGUGGACUGGAACUUCCACAAAGACAGCUUUUUCUGCGACGUUCCGAGUGACCGAUAUUCCAGGGUAGUAUUUGCUUCAGCUGGAGGGGAGACACUGUGGAAUUUACCUGCAAUUAAAUCAAUGUGCAAUGUAGAUAAUUCAAGGAUCAGAGCGCACCCCCAGUUCGGCGAUCUCUGCCAGAGGACCACGGCUGCUUCCUGCUGCCCCAGCUGGACGCUGGGCAACUACAUCGCGAUUCUCAACAACAGGUCCUCCUGUCAGAAAAUCGUCGAGCGAGACGUUUCUCACACCUUGAAGCUACUUCGGACCUGCGCCAAACACUACCAGAACGGCACCCUGGAGCCGGACUGCUGGGACAUGGCGGCCCGGAGGAAGGACCAGCUCAAGUGCACGAACGUGCCGCGAAAGUGCACCAAGUACAACGCCGUGUACCAGAUCCUCCACUACCUGGUGGACAAAGACUUCAUGGCCCCAAAGACCGCGGACUACGCCACGCCCUCCUUGAAGUACAGCAUGCUCUUCUCGCCCACGGAGAAAGGGGAGAGCAUGAUGAACAUUUACCUGGACAACUUCGAAAACUGGAACUCCUCUGACGGCGUCACCACCGUCACGGGGAUUGAGUUCGGCAUCAAGCACAGUCUGUUUCAGGAUUAUCUUCUGAUGGAUACCGUGUAUCCCGCCAUCGCCAUCGUGAUCGUGCUUUCAGUCAUGUGUGUCUACACCAAGUCCAUGUUUAUCACCCUGAUGACUAUGUUUGCAAUCAUCAGUUCCCUGAUUGUCUCCUAUUUUCUCUACCGCGUGGUCUUCAACUUUGAAUUUUUCCCUUUUAUGAACCUCACCGCACUCAUCAUUUUGGUUGGAAUUGGAGCGGAUGACGCCUUUGUCCUGUGUGAUGUGUGGAACUACACCAAGUUUGACAAGCCUCACGCCGAAACCUCGGAGACGGUGAGCAUCACUCUGCAACACGCCGCCCUCUCCAUGUUCGUCACCAGCUUCACCACCGCGGCUGCCUUUUAUGCCAACUACGUGAGCAAUAUUACGGCAAUCAGAUGCUUUGGGGUUUACGCGGGGACCGCUAUCUUGGUGAACUACGUUUUGAUGGUCACGUGGCUCCCGGCGGUGGUCGUUCUGCACGAGCGGUAUCUUCUCAAUCUAUUCAGUUGCUUCAAGAGGCCCCAGCCGCAGAUAUACGAUAACAAAAGCUGCUGGACGGUGGCCUGUCAGAAGUGCCACAAAGUCCUGUUUGCCGUCUCAGAAGCAUCUCGGAUUUUUUUUGAAAAAGUACUGCCGUGCAUCGUCAUUAAGUUUCGCUACCUUUGGCUGUUCUGGUUCCUUGCCUUGACGGUGGGCGGGGCCUACAUCGUGUGCAUCAACCCGAAGAUGAAGCUGCCCUCCUUGGAGCUGUCCGAGUUCCAGGUGUUCAGGGCGUCCCACCCUUUCGAACGUUACGACGCUGAGUACAAGAAGCUCUUCAUGUUCGAGCGCGUGCACCACGGAGAGGAGCUCCACAUGCCCAUCACCGUCAUCUGGGGCGUGUCCCCGGAAGACAACGGCAACCCGCUCAACCCUAAGAGCAAGGGGAAGCUGACGUUAGACAGCAGCUUUAACAUUGCCAGCCCGGCUUCCCAGGUCUGGAUUUUGCACUUUUGUCAAAAACUGAGAAAUCAGACGUUCUUUUACCAGACGGACGACCAGGACUUCACAAGCUGCUUCAUUGAGACAUUCAAGCAGUGGAUGGAAAACCAGGACUGUGAUGAGCCCGCCCUGUACCCGUGCUGCAGCCACUGGAGCUUCCCCUAUAAGCAAGAGGUGUUCGAACUGUGCAUCAAGAGAGCCAUCAUGGAGCUGGAAAGGAGCACGGGGUACCAUUUAGACAGCAAAACCCCAGGGCCGAGGUUUGACAUCAAUGAUACCAUCAGGGCAGUCGUGCUCGAGUUCCAGAGUACCUACCUCUUCACGCUGGCUUAUGAAAAGAUGCAUCAGUUUUAUAAAGAGGUGGACUCGUGGAUUUCCAGUGAGCUGAGUUCUGCACCCGAGGGCCUCAGCAACGGCUGGUUUGUCAGCAAUCUGGAGUUCUAUGACCUCCAGGACAGCCUCUCCGACGGCACCCUCAUCGCCAUGGGGCUCUCCGUGGCUGUGGCCUUUAGUGUGAUGCUGCUUACCACAUGGAACAUCAUCAUAAGCCUCUACGCCAUCAUUUCCAUCGCUGGAACUAUAUUUGUCACCGUGGGUUCUCUGGUCCUGCUGGGCUGGGAGCUAAAUGUUUUGGAAUCGGUCACCAUUUCGGUUGCAGUUGGCCUGUCUGUGGACUUUGCUGUCCAUUACGGGGUUGCCUACCGCUUGGCCCCGGAUGCUGACCGAGAAGGAAAGGUGAUCUUCUCUCUGAGUCGCAUGGGCUCGGCCAUCGCCAUGGCCGCUCUGACCACCUUCGUGGCUGGGGCCAUGAUGAUGCCCUCCACGGUCCUGGCCUACACCCAGCUGGGCACCUUCCUGAUGCUCAUCAUGUGCAUCAGCUGGGCGUUCGCCACCUUCUUCUUCCAGUGCAUGUGUCGGUGCCUUGGGCCGCAGGGUACCUGUGGUCAGAUUCCUUUACCUAAAAAACUCCAGUGCAGUGCCUUCUCCCAUGCCUUGUCCCCGAGUCCUGGUGACAAGGGACAAAGCAAGACACAUACUAUGAACGCUUACCAUUUAGAUCCCAGGAGCCAGAAAUCUGAAAUGGAGCACGAGUUUUAUGAAUUAGAACCCCUGGCGUCCCACAGCUGCCCGGCCUCUGAGAAGACCACUUACGAAGAGACCCACAUCUGCUCAGAGUUUUUCAACAGCCAGGCCAAGAAUUUAGGGAUGUCAGUACACACAGCUUACAACAGCGAGCUCAACCAAAGCACCAAAACUGAAGCUGGCACUGCCUUGUUACAGCCCUCUCUCGAGCAGCACACCGUGUGUCACUUCUUUCUGAAUCAGCGAUGUAGCUGCCCAGACGCCUACAGACAUUUGAAAUAUGGCCCACGCUCUUGCCAGCAGGUGGCUGACUGCUUGUGCCACCAGUGUGCUCCGACUGCGAGCGGUUUUGUGCAUGUCCAGAAUGGCCUGGCACCUCUGAAGGCUGCACAGCCAGCCCCCGAGGGCCUCAUGCAUCCCAUCCCACACAUCCACCACUGUCCCUGCCUACAGGGCAGAGUGAAACCGCCGGGAGUGCAGAAUUCUCUGCCUAGGGGUUUCUUCCUCCACCCAGUGCAGCACAUUCAAGCCCAGGAGAAAAUGGGGAAGACCAGCGUCCACAGCCUUCAGAGCAUAGAGGAGCAUCUUCCAAAGGUGGCAGAGCCAUCGUUUGUCUGCAAAAGCGCUGGAGCUUUACAGAAAGCAUGCUGUGAUCCUGAGACUCACCCAAGGGGACUUGGUAAAAGUAGAGACAUCGGAAACAUGGAGGGCAGCGGAGGGGCUGCAAACAAGGACUCGGGUUCAGUGAAUCAGACCAACAAAGCAGAAAGGCAAGCGGAGCCGGGCUUGUCACAGACUGAUGUCAUUGUGAACUCAGAACAUUUAAAUCAGAGUGAACCAAAAUUUAUAUUUAACCAUUUAAUGGGGGAGGCUGGUUUUAGGCCCUGCCCAAACAAUCCACAAAGUUGUGGCAGAAUUGUGAGAGUUAAGUGCAAUUCUGUGGACUGUCAGAUACCAAACAUUGAAGCCAAUGUGCCUGCUGUAUUAACACACUCGGAACUUUCUGGUGAAAGUUUGUUAAUAAAAACACUUUAAUAAAUAUAGUAUUAAAUCAG
Vicugna pacos (alpaca) is the source of this 4894-nucleotide messenger RNA. RefSeq names its product dispatched RND transporter family member 1 (gene DISP1). The record is from RefSeq and is a predicted model, not a curated record. Gene Ontology annotation, biological process: smoothened signaling pathway. Lineage: Eukaryota; Metazoa; Chordata; Mammalia; Artiodactyla; Camelidae. Gene Ontology annotation, molecular function: peptide transmembrane transporter activity. Gene Ontology annotation, cellular component: membrane.